AUGGCGCAAUCCAAGGAAUGGCAGAGGAUGGUCUCCGGCGAGCUCUACUGGGCUUGGGAUGAGGACCUGCAAGCGAACCGCACCCGGUGCAAGGCCGCCUGUGAUGCAUUCAACUCUGCUGGGGAUGUCUCCCGACGCCGCAAGACAGAUGUGGACUCGAAAUAUCUGAUGUUUGGACUUAUCGUUGUGGAUAAACGCCCAAUGCCUCCCGUCAACCCAGAUCCAAAGGCCGACGAGGCGCUUUUUGAUGGAACGGACCCUUUUGCUGACGGACCUAUCUCAGUGGACCAUGGCUUGAACUUCAAAGUUGGCAAGGGUACUUUCCUCAACUUCAGCCUCCUCGUUCUUGACACAUGCCUCAUCACGAUCGGAGAGAACGUACUAUUUGCAAAUAGUCCCAACGUUUGCAUUUACGGUGCAACGCACCCCUUGGAUCCGGCCGUGCGACGCGGCUUGAAAGGGCUUGACGGCAGAAAAGAGGUACACAUCGAGGACGAUGUGUGGAUUGGAGGCAGUGUUCUGAUCCUGGCUGGAGUGCGCAUCGGACGGGGAAGUACUGUCGGAGCCGGCUCGGUUGUCACCAAGGAUGUGCCCCCGUUCCACUUUAGUGCGGGCAACUCGGCGCGGGUGAUUCGUCGUAUUGAUACGGACAUGGAACCCGAUCGUCAGGGAUAA
Molecule: messenger RNA, 675 nt
Organism: Penicillium argentinense
Lineage: Eukaryota; Fungi; Ascomycota; Eurotiomycetes; Eurotiales; Aspergillaceae
Product: sugar O-acetyltransferase
Exons: 4
Coding region: 1-675 (224 amino acids)
Molecular function (GO): acetyltransferase activity
Source: RefSeq, a predicted model, not a curated record